This is a messenger RNA of Symbiodinium natans, 420 nucleotides long. The record is from the annotation of a GenBank genome assembly. Lineage: Eukaryota; Dinophyceae; Suessiales; Symbiodiniaceae.
AUGUCGCCACAUGACUGGUGCGAACAAGUUGGCGUUGGGGAAUUUGACAAUGAUGCGUACUAUCGAGUCAUCGAGAAGAAGAUUAUUGGCCAACGCAACCAAUUCACACUCGCAGCCGUGGAGAAGGGGACAGGUAAUCUUGCUGGCUACGUCCACUGCGUGAGAGAAGAAGAGAGUCCCACGCUCCUGACCAUUGGUUGCGUGAAGGUGGAUUGGGAGCAUCAGGGACGAGGGCUCGGCAAACUGCUCAUCGCCGCAGGCGAGGCUUCAGCCGCAGAGCGCGGCUGGACGUUCGCCGACACGUCCUUGACGGUCCUCAAGAGGAACUGCAGGGCGCGGCGCUGCUAUUGCAGCCGCGGCUUCGAAGAGGUGCCCAGCCAUGGCGCUUGGCCCAACAUGCAAAGUCGCAGGCUGCAGUAA